AUGGAAGACAUCUUGAACAAGGAAAACACUGGCGUCAAUUUGCCGGCAAAUCCGAUAAAAAGUGCAGUCUCCACCAAUUCAGUAAUAAAGAAACCACUUGGAAAACUUGACAAUGUGAUGCACCAGACUCCUGGUAUAACCCCAUUUAAAAGCAAUGCUGUGAAACUAGAGGGCAGUAUUGCCAAAUUAUCGCUUCGCAAGGCUCUUAACCCCAAAGAAAAUGUUGCACACAAGGAGGCAGAAGAAAUUAAAUCAACGAGUUGCUAUUUGGGCGCUUACACGUUACACUGCGAAGUCCAAGUCGUAAAUUUGUUCGACUAUAUGGACUUUCCAAACGAGCAAUGUUUAAAGAAGUGCGGCAAAUCUAUCUUGGAAUCCUGGUCGGAUAACCAACCUAAUUAUGAAUCCCUGUUCGAUCAACUUUAUUGUGACCCUCGCACAUUGGAAAAUCAUUUAGAAAAUGUUUGUCUCCCUCCGUUAGAUUCCGAUUUUAAUGACCUCCCAUACACAUACGACCUACCAAAUAUUGAAACUGCAGAGGACGAAUACGUUUUUAACUUGUUUCCGCCAAUGCCCUUCUUGGAAAAUGUUGAUAUUCUUUUUUAAGUGUUUAAUAAUUCGGUUGUAUAUUAGAUUAAUAUAAAUAAAAGUAGUUAUCAUUGUAAUAAGACAAGUAUUCUAAGAUAAACAUUAUAAUUAUAUCAAGAAUUAAUUUAG
This is a messenger RNA of Drosophila takahashii, 717 nucleotides long. It is a transcript of the gene pim, whose product is annotated as pimples. Gene Ontology annotation, biological process: chromosome organization. The record is from RefSeq and is a predicted model, not a curated record. Gene Ontology annotation, cellular component: nucleus; cytoplasm. Lineage: Eukaryota; Metazoa; Arthropoda; Insecta; Diptera; Drosophilidae.